Molecule: messenger RNA, 660 nt
Organism: Aphanomyces invadans
Lineage: Eukaryota; Oomycota; Saprolegniomycetes; Saprolegniales; Verrucalvaceae
Exons: 1
Coding region: 50-466 (138 amino acids)
Source: RefSeq, a predicted model, not a curated record
GUCGACAACCCGCAUCCACAUCACCAGGGUGUGGCGUGCGACGAGGACGAUGGAUGGUGGCCGCACUUUCGAAUUCGACGGGAUGGGGCUAUUCGACAAGCAUUCGAUGCACGGGCUCGAGCCACGCUGGUUGCGCCAAAGCUACGAACCCGAGUUGACGCAUAUCAAGAACGUCCUCAAGGGCCACGACACUCGAAAGAACCUGGUGUCCCUCGCCUUCCACAAACGCGUGAAACCCCCCGUGACGCCGCCCGAAAUGUUACACCAUCGACUGGAAAUGGUUGCUGGCAAGAAGGUGCCGUUCACGGUCGCGUUGGCGACGCGUGGCUGGCCGCGGAUGGCGCGUCUGGGAGUGAUUCCUGAAGGCGAUAGCGGCUCGCCCACGCGCCGCGACGUAGCCAGAAGCCAUCGACGACGGGAACCCAGGAUGGUCCGAGUCGGCAGAAGUAUUAAACUCAUUCCGUGACCUUCGCCUGACACCUGAACACCACAUCACACCGUCGGCGACACGAGCGUGUCCUCGAAGAGGGGCCGUGGCGAUGGCAUCAGCCCUGCCACCCGCUAGCAACAUGAAGACUAAGCAGUGCCUGCCGGUACAAAUGAACAGAGAUAACGUUGGAUUGUUUAACGAGACGAGUUUCAUUCUCGCGUGGUCGGCAG